UGACACCAUGGUCAACUCCUGUUGUGGAUCCGUGUGCUCUGACCAGGGCUGUGGCCAAGGCUCCUGCCAGGAGAGCUGUUGCCGCCCCACCUGCUGCCAGACCACUUGCUGCAGAACCACCUGCUGCCGCCCCAGCUGCUGUGUGUCCAGCUGCUGCCGCCCCUCCUGCUGUGGCUCCUGCUGUGGCUCCAGCUGUUGCAGGCCUACCUGCUGCCAGACCACCUGCUGCCGCCCCAUCUGCUGCUGCCAGACCACCUGCUGUCGCCCUAGCUGCUGUGUGUCCAGCUGCUGCCGCCCCAGCUGCUGUGGCUCUUGCUGCUGCCGCCCCUCCUGCUGUGGUAGCUGCUGUGGCUCCAGCUGCUGUCGUCCUUCCUGUUGCAUCUCCAGCUGCUGCCGCCCCUCCUGCUGUGGUAGCUGCUGUGGCUCCAGCUGCUGCCGCCCUUCCUGUUGCAUCUCCAGCUGCUGCCGCCCCUCCUGCUGUGGUAGCUGCUGUGGCUCCAGCUGCUGCCGCCCUUCCUGUUGCAUCUCCAGCUGCUGCCGCCCCUCUUGCUGCGGCUCCAGCUGCUGUGGCUCCAGCUGCUGCCGGCCCUGCUGCUGCCCCUGCUGCUGCCUCCGCCCAGUCUGUGGCCAGGUCUCCUGCCCCACCAAUUGCUAUCGCCCCACCUGUGUCAUCUCCACCUGCCCCCGCCCCAUGUGCUGUGCUAUCCCUGACUGCUGCUGAUUCUUUGCCUGUAAUCUGUCACACUAUGGACAUCCUCACGAGUCACCUAAAAUGUGUUGAGCCAGCCAGUGACUGGGGAAUGAACGCUUAGCUUCCAA
This is a messenger RNA of Myotis davidii, 819 nucleotides long. RefSeq names its product keratin-associated protein 4-9-like. Gene Ontology annotation, cellular component: keratin filament. The coding region runs from base 8 to 721 and encodes 237 amino acids. Lineage: Eukaryota; Metazoa; Chordata; Mammalia; Chiroptera; Vespertilionidae. The transcript has 3 exons. The record is from RefSeq and is a predicted model, not a curated record.